Molecule: messenger RNA, 762 nt
Organism: Musa acuminata subsp. malaccensis (wild Malaysian banana)
Lineage: Eukaryota; Viridiplantae; Streptophyta; Magnoliopsida; Zingiberales; Musaceae
Product: thioredoxin F, chloroplastic
Cellular component (GO): cytosol
Molecular function (GO): protein-disulfide reductase activity
Source: RefSeq, a predicted model, not a curated record
UUCCGCGUUCUGCACGGUUUCGUUUCGGAGUCAUCGGCACUUCCAGCUCGAAAUGGCGCUUCGGAUCGCCUUCUCGGCUCCUUCGAUUCGAUCGCCGUCGUCGUCUUCAUCGUGCACGCCGUCGGCCUCCUCGCUGAACCGAUCCUUGGGCUGUCGACCCCAGCGUCGGUCUUCGGGCGGGUCCCUCGGGGCCUCCGGCGCCGGCGGGCGGGCCGUGGCGGCGAGGUCCAGCUUGGAGACGGCCGUCGGGCAGGUGACGGAAGUCGACAGGGAUACCUUCUGGCCCCUCGUCAAGGCCGCCGGAGAUAGGGUUGUCGUCCUCGACAUGUACACCCAAUGGUGUGGCCCUUGCAAGGUGAUGGCCCCCAAAUUUCUCGGAUUGUCUGAGGAAUACCUUGAUGUUACAUUUAUGAAGCUUAACUGCAAUCACGAAAACAAGCACCUUGCCAAGGAGUUGGGAAUAAAAGUUGUGCCAACCUUUAAGAUUCUCAAGGAUGGGAAGGUGGUAAAGGAAGUAAGAGGGGCCAAGUUUGAUGAUUUAGUACUGGCCAUCGAGACAGUGAAAUCAAGUUGACAUUCUUCUACUUGAACAAACACCUCCAGUUUAUCAAAUACUAUGUCUAUGAUUCUACAGAUGAAAAAGUUAAAUUGUAUAUGUUGAAUUUGACUAUCUGGGGUGCUUCAUUGGCUGUAAAAACAUUGUAAGGAUAUAAUGAAAUUUAAUGUCUUUUAAUUAAGAUGAACUAGUUAUUGAUUUCUGAA